Messenger RNA from Vicia villosa (hairy vetch), 1418 nucleotides. RefSeq names its product probable esterase KAI2. NCBI's taxonomy places the organism in Eukaryota, Viridiplantae, Streptophyta, Magnoliopsida, Fabales, Fabaceae. Gene Ontology annotation, biological process: response to karrikin. The coding region runs from base 158 to 1066 and encodes 302 amino acids. The transcript is spliced from 2 exons. The record is from RefSeq and is a predicted model, not a curated record.
ACAAAUAUCUCUAAGGUGUGGCUCAACUUGUUCCUCGUGGCCUCAUCCUCAUAAGUCCAAAUACUACGACGUGACUUUUCACAACUCCCACACAGUCGGUGAAUCGUCACUUUAUUUAAUUAAAGCAAACACAGACAGUCACAACCAAAGAGAAAUAAUGGGGAUAGUGGAAGAUGCACACAACGUGAAAGUCUUGGGAACAGGAAACAGGUUCAUUGUUCUAGCUCAUGGCUUUGGUACAGACCAAUCUGUAUGGAAACACUUUGUUCCUCAUCUCGUCGAUGAUUUUCGUGUUGUUUUGUAUGAUAACAUGGGUGCUGGUACUACGAACCCGGAGUAUUUUGAUUCCGAGCGUCAUUCGAGUUUAGAAGGUUAUGCUUAUGAUUUACUCGCAAUUCUAGAAGAGCUUCGAGUUGAUUCAUGCAUAUUCGUUGGUCACUCUGUUUCAGCAAUGAUAGGUGCUAUAGCUUCUAUCUCUCGACCGGAUCUUUUUCUCAAACUCAUCAUGGUUUCUGCUUCACCGAGAUACUUGAACGACGUGAAUUACUUUGGAGGAUUUGAGCAAGAUGAUCUGAACCAGUUAUUCACGGCUAUGUCGGAAAAUUACAAAGCGUGGUGUUACGGGUUUGCACCUUUGGCGGUUGGUGGAGACAUGGACUCUGUGGCGGUGCAGGAGUUUAGUCGGACGUUGUUUAAUAUGAGGCCGGACAUAGCUUUGAUUGUGUCGAGGACGAUUUUUCAGAGUGAUAUGAGACAGAUUUUGAAGCUUGUUACGGUUCCCUGUCAUAUUAUACAGGCGGAGAAAGAUAUGGCGGUUCCGGUGAUGGUUUCGGAGUAUUUACAUCAACAGUUGGGUGGGGAGUCUAUUGUGGAGGUUAUGGGAACGGAUGGUCAUUUGCCGCAGUUGAGCUCGCCGGAUAUUGUUAUUCCGGUGUUGCUUAAACAUAUUCAACUUAAUAUUGAACCCAUAAGCUGUCAGAGAAACUAUCACACUUUUCAAAAUCCAGAGGCUUCUUCAACAAAGACAGAGGCUUCCUCAUUGAUGAAACUUGAGGCAGAUUUAUAGGUUCAUUGGUGUUAGUGUUGGUGUAGCCAGCAAGUGACAAGAUGAAGGAAAUGGCAUUAAGAAGGAGGAUAAGUUAAUGGUUCUAGAAGAAUGAGAAGGGUAAACUCGUCAAAGGGUUAAGAAAGGAAAAACUAAAGUGUGUUUUUAAACUUUCUUGUCUUUGAAAAAAAUAUUGUUUUCUUCUAAUUUUCUAGCUACUUUGUCGUGUAUCAUAUUCUUGUCUGCUAAACUAUGUUUUGGUGUCUGUACCAAAAGAAAAACUAUGUUUUGGUGGUGUAUCUUUCAUGUGAAUCAUAUUUGAAGAUGUAACCUAUGAACAAGCCAAAUAUAUGACAUUUUUUGUCAAUGUUAA